AGUUUCUCUUACACGUCUUCUAUGGACGAAUAACAUAAUUUUAAUGUGUUUUUUGUUAGACGCGAUUUAAUGCAAUCGACGUAUAGUUAUAUUGUUUUGGUCCGUCAAUUACAUCACUCCGAGUAAAACGAUUCUUACGCAGUCUCCCAUAUUUUCACGCUUAAUGUAUUUUUAAAGACUUUAAUGAGCAUCUGCCACCAGUAAGAUUUCAUUUAAAAAUAUUACUAUGGUAAUUUUAUUUUAUAAUACCAAUGUAGUGCUAUUUGGAAAUCUAAACUGUUGAAUUAAAAUUAUUGUUUUAUAUCGUUUGGUGCACGUUUUGUACGGACUUGUAACGGUCCUUGUAUGGUACGUCAAUUUUAUAUUUCCGUGUGAAACUGUCGCUAAAAGGGUUAUAGCUUUCGUGGUUUUAGCCGUUUUAACAAGUUUAGGGAUCAUGCAGCAUCACUUUUAUUUUUCUGAAGAUGUUAGUUUGUUUGUGUGCAUUUAAAUAUGCAUAUAAAUAUAAAUCCCUGUGACUGGCUGAAAUCUUAAAUCUGGUGCCUUAUAUUUUUAUGCCCAUACCACACGGACAUGUUUUGGAGAGGAACCGAAAAGCCCGGGCUCACGCAUACGCAUGGAGGACAAGAUGGGGACGUAUACGGGCGUCUGAAAGGGAUCAAACCACUUUGUCCGAUGUGGAGGAGAUUGCUUCUGAGGGGUCUCUCUCAGGUGGGGACCCCGAAGUUUCCCUCCCGAAGACAUUUUUCAUCCCUUCAUUUCCUGAUUCAUAGCAGAGGUCCUGGGGCUUUGUGGGGUUUCGCAAUACGGGACACUGGCUCCUUCUUGUCCAGGACGUACAAAAAAGACGCCAAAUUCACAGUGGACUUCCCAGUGAGCACCGUCACAGUCGCAGAUAUCAAACAGUACCUACGGUCCAAGGACGUCCAUUUCCACGAUGGCUUCAGCUGCCUGCACGUGCCCAGCAUCUUUGUUGCCGCCGCCUCCAGGGCUGAACGCUUCUCUCUGUUUGUGGACAAGACCACCGGGCAGUUCAUGUGCAUGGACACGCAGGUGGAAGGGAGCUGGGAGGACCUCCAGGACUGUUUGGAGGUGAUGCAGGCGGAGGAGCGAGAUUUCCUCAGCCCGGAAGUGCUCUUGGGCUACCCGGAGAGCGCUGAGGAGCUGGAGCAGAGCGAGAGGGAUGCCAGGGAGGUGGGGAGCAUCUGGUCCGCUUCGGUGCCCUUCUCGGAUCUGAUGGAGGAUGAGGUGACACUCAUCAAAACCAUGUUCCAGAUCACAAAGAUUUCCAAUGCAACAAUGAAGAGGUUUGGUGUUAGGCUGUUCAGGCCCACCAAGAGUCUGGUUUUCCCCUGGCUGGGUGGUCCCGAUUGCUCCUUAAAAGGGCUGAAGCUCCUCUCGGCGCAAAGCGAUGCCGAUGGCGCCAUCCGUUAUAACGAGGCGACAGUCCCCAAGUGCACCUCCUACAACAACCUGUUUGGCCUCCCUUUGCUGAGCCGCAUGGACGCCAAUGUGGUCCUCACAGGACACGAGCUGGACACGCUGGCUGUGAGCCAGGCUACGGGAUUGGCCAGCGUUGCCCUCCCGCGGGGUGUGGGCUGCCUGCCGCCCGCCCUGCUCCCUUACCUGGAGCAGUUCAAGCGCGUCACGCUGUGGCUGGGUGGCGACGUGCGCUCCUGGGAGGCCUCAAAGAUCUUCUCACGCAAGCUGGGCCUGCGCCGCUGCUGGCUGGUGCGACCUGGUGAGUUCCGGCCCUGUCCCGGGGAGGCCCUGGCACAGGGAAAGAACCUAAGCCGCAUCGUGGCGAGCGCGAUCCCUGCCGCGCACAAGUCCAUCGUGUCCUUCAAGCAGCUCCGCGACGACGUGUAUGGGGAGAUGGUGAAUACCGAGCAAGUGGCUGGUGUCAAAUGGGCACGUUUUCCUGAGCUCAACAGGAUCCUAAAAGGACACCGCAAGGGAGAACUCACGGUUUUUACAGGUCCCACGGGAAGCGGGAAGACCACCUUCAUCAGCGAGCUGGCCCUCGACCUCUGCAUGCAGGGCGUCAACACACUUUGGGGCAGCUUUGAGAUCAACAACGUGCGUCUGGCCAAGAUCAUGUUGACGCAGUUCGCCGUGCAGCGGCUGGAGGAUAACCUGGAGCAGUACGACUUCUGGGCGGACAAGUUUGAGGAACUGCCGCUCUAUUUCAUGACCUUCCACGGCCAGCAGAACAUUAAGGCGGUUCUGGACACCAUGCAGCACGCCGUCUACCUCUACGACAUCAACCACGUGGUCAUCGACAACCUGCAGUUCAUGAUGGGACAGGAAAAUCUCUCGGUUGACAAGUUUGCCGUCCAGGACCACAUCAUCAGCGCGUUCAGGAAAUUUGCCACCAACUCCAGCUGCCACGUGACGCUCAUCAUUCACCCGCGGAAGGAGGAGGACGACCGGGAACUGCAGACGGCCUCCAUAUUUGGCUCGGCAAAGGCCAGCCAAGAGGCGGACAACGUGCUCAUCCUGCAGGAGAAGAAGCUGGUGACGUGCCCGGGCCGCCGCUCGCUGCAGGUGACCAAGAACCGCUUUGACGGCGACGUGGGGGUCUUCCCGCUGGACUUUAUCAAAGCCUCGCUCACCUUCUCGACGCCCGCCAAAGGCAAACACAAGUUGAGGAAGGUCACCAUCAAGCCCGAGGAAGACGAGGGCGAUGAGGCUCCCUCCAAGAAGGACACCGCCAAACGAGGGAAGGCGGAAAAACAGCAAAGUAAAGCGGCAAAGUCAACACGUGCUGCAACGCCGAGUGAAUGAAUAGGUGACUACGUACUUCGUUACAAUAUGCCAACCCGAUCACGUGACUACUACUGUGACAAUUUACACACUUGACACACCUGCACAUAUUUUGAAUAAAAUGUUUCAUCUUG
Molecule: messenger RNA, 2900 nt
Organism: Hippocampus zosterae (dwarf seahorse)
Lineage: Eukaryota; Metazoa; Chordata; Actinopteri; Syngnathiformes; Syngnathidae
Gene: twnk
Product: twinkle mtDNA helicase
Exons: 6
Coding region: 574-2787 (737 amino acids)
Biological process (GO): mitochondrial DNA replication
Cellular component (GO): mitochondrion
Molecular function (GO): single-stranded DNA binding; 5'-3' DNA helicase activity; ATP binding
Source: RefSeq, a predicted model, not a curated record